GGCAGCCGUGCAGGCGAGGGCAGGGGGGCCAGCAGGUCCCCUGCUGCGGGGUGACAGGCAGGGCCGUGCCGUGCCGUGCCUUGCAGGGGAGCAGCGCCAUGUCCCUCGGCGCGCCCACGAGCAGCGACGCCUGCCUGAGCAUCGUGCACAGCCUGAUGUGCCACCGGCAGGGCGGGGAGAACGAGACCUUCGCCAAGCGGGCCAUCGAGAGCCUGGUCAAGAAGCUCAAGGAGAAGAAGGACGAGCUCGACUCGCUCAUCGCUGCCAUCACCACCAACGGUGCCCACCCCAGCAAGUGCGUCACCAUCCAGCGCACCUUGGACGGGCGGCUCCAGGUGGCCGGCAGGAAGGGGUUCCCCCACGUCAUCUACGCUCUGGGGGGGAUCAUCCACAAGGUCCCAGCCCCUUCGCUGCGCUGA
Egretta garzetta (little egret) is the source of this 419-nucleotide messenger RNA. RefSeq names its product mothers against decapentaplegic homolog 4-like. Lineage: Eukaryota; Metazoa; Chordata; Aves; Pelecaniformes; Ardeidae. The coding region runs from base 99 to 419 and encodes 106 amino acids. The record is from RefSeq and is a predicted model, not a curated record. Gene Ontology annotation, molecular function: I-SMAD binding; DNA-binding transcription factor activity, RNA polymerase II-specific; RNA polymerase II cis-regulatory region sequence-specific DNA binding. The transcript has 2 exons. Gene Ontology annotation, cellular component: heteromeric SMAD protein complex. Gene Ontology annotation, biological process: cell differentiation; anatomical structure morphogenesis; BMP signaling pathway.